Etheostoma spectabile (orangethroat darter) is the source of this 2382-nucleotide messenger RNA. RefSeq lists its product as uncharacterized. Gene Ontology annotation, biological process: negative regulation of transcription by RNA polymerase II; nervous system development. Gene Ontology annotation, molecular function: protein binding; RNA binding. The transcript has 3 exons. NCBI's taxonomy places the organism in Eukaryota, Metazoa, Chordata, Actinopteri, Perciformes, Percidae. The coding region runs from base 556 to 1998 and encodes 480 amino acids. Gene Ontology annotation, cellular component: nucleus. The record is from RefSeq and is a predicted model, not a curated record.
UGUGUGGAAUAUGGAGAGAGGAAGGAGAGAAGUGUGAUUACUAAAGGAAGAGAGGCGGAGAGUGCUACUCAGCAGCAAACACAGGGUGGACAAGUUCAGAUGUGAGAGAUUGAGAGAGAGAGAAAGAAAGUAAGAGAGGGAGAGGGAGAGACAUCAAAUUUGUCUGAGAAAGGUUAACAGGUCUGACUGAGUAGAGUGGGAGUGUAAAAAUGUAAGAGCAAGUAGGAGGGAAGAGAGAGAGGGGGGAGAAGAGAAAGGGAGGAGAGAGCGUGUCUGAUAGACAGUCUGUUGAGCUUGUCUGGAUGCUUCUGAUCAUUCUGCUCACACAAGUGCAUGUGGAACGUCUGUGAACAUGGAUGGACACGCUUUGUGACGAUGGGUCAAACAGAGGGACAGAUGGAUAGAUGGAUGGAGGAACGAAUUGUGACGACCUUGGACCUGACUCUCCGCAGCGAUUGCCAAGAGACUGUAGUCUGUGUCACAUGACCACAACACGUCUUCAACUUCUGCAGGAGGGCAUGCAGUGCCAUUUUGAGUAACAGGCAGCGUGAGCCAAUGAGCUUCACACCAAACCCAGCUCUGGUCCCAGAAAGGGACAGACUCCCACUCAAAAAGAGGGACCAAAGACCAAGCUCACCACCACAGCAGCAGCAGCAGCAGCAGCAGCAGCAGCACUGUGAUGCUGCAACAUUCAAGGCACCCUACCCAUACAAGAGCCACAGUGAGUUUAAAACAAAGCACACAGGCCCUUUCCAGCCCGUACCAAGACGGGUUCCUGCACUGUACCAGCCCUGGAUGCAUACUCACUCAUCUGCCAGGUCCAAACCUCACAACCUCUCAGCAUUCAGGGAUCAUCAUGGCCUGGCAGAGUGGAGAGAGUUCAACCCCCUGCACCCUGUGUGGGCUUUUUCUCACUACUAUCAGCACCACAGCCACUUGUCCGACACACCCACACUCCGCCCGGGUCAUCCAUACCAUCCCUCCAGAUUCAGCCCAGUCUCCUUGGUCACGGAAGGUUUCCAAAGGGUGGGUGGAGGGUAUAGCUCAGAGCAGCUCAAGACGUUAAGGGACAAGAGUUUAAACGCAGAGAGGCAGAGCAAUGUGAGGAAUAAAGGACCAUAUGUGAAGAGAAGAGACAUAAAAGCUGAGCAUUUUCCCAGGGUAGAACAAGCAAGUCCUCCAUCACUGAGCACAUUCCUACCUCACUCUUUGUAUGAGGACCUUAAAAUGCAAUAUGAUUUGUCGCACAAAUCAGCAAAGGAUGUCAAACAUCCCACUUGUGGACAUUCCUUCAUAAAGGUUUCCCCUGAUGACAGCUCAAGCAACACAUACACCUCCAUGAAGGAGGACCCAUCAAGAUCUCCUGCUUUGCCCUCUUCUGAACAGGCUUCUUCCUCCUCUUCCUCUCCUAACCACUUUCCCUGGCUGCUCCCUCACUUUGUGGCAGGCUCUCUGAUCGAGCUCAGAGACGGGCGGCUGAGGAGGGUGGAACACCUGCAGACGGAAGACUUCCUGCUGGGAUCACUGGCCUGUCCAGACCUGCGCCUGAGCUGCUGCACGGUGCAAAGCAUCUCUCCUUCGGCCUCCUUCGCCUCCAUUUCGCGGCUCCUUAUCCUGCUUCACGACCAGCCGUCCCAGGAGUUGGUGGAUGUCUAUGUGGAGUACCCCUUCUUUGUGCGUGGGAGAGGCUGGUCCUCCUGCAGUCCUCAGAGGACUGCCCGUCUCUGUGGCCUGCAUUGCCGCCAGCUCAGUGUGGGGGACGUCUGCCUGGCUCUAACCCCUAUCUCAGCCCCCCAGCCUCCAGCAUCAGUGAACUUGGAGCCAAAAACCUCACCCAGUAAGUCAGAGGGAGGGUGUGAGUCUUCAAAGGCACCACAACCCCAGAUUCCCCUAGUGCCACAGCGACAAACAGGGGGGCAGAAGAAGGAAGCAGGGGCAGUCCGCAGGAGACACUAUUCGGCCCCUGAGUUGAGAGGUACAAGUAGUAACUGCAUGUAGUGGGGAGGGUUGCUGUUAUAAGGACAGAAAGCAUGUCAAUCGCUUUUAAGCUCUGCUAUUGUCAGCCUAUAUCUGCUGUCUUUCUACCUCCUGAAUUAUAUUACUGUGCUUGACUGUUGUUUUUUUCAGUUUUAUCUAAGGAGUAAAAGAGGAUAGACAGGAUGAACUCUCAGGAUUCCCCCAGAGGUAAACUUAAAUUUGUAUAUUUGUCAAGGUAAGUUAGGGAUUAAACACUGACUAUUUGAGUUGAGUUAAACAUUACAUUUGCCACAGGGAGUUGCUUCUGUGACAGUGAAUCUGAAGAAGAUUUGGGGAAGUUUUAAAGCAAGGGUUCACAUUUUUUCAAGCAGUUCUGACAAAAUUUGCCCACGUUCUUUGAAAAGC